AUGUCGUCUAGUCGUUCUCGAGGGUCACUGGGUACAUCUCAGUAUAGUGAACGAAGAGAGUUCGAUAGUUUAUUUAGAGAUUUCAAUGAAAUGUCGCAAUUUGCCGUACGAGGGAUUACUUUCGCAACAGAAGCGGCAACUGAUCUUGAAGAGGCUGAAGAACAAGAAGAGCUCAAUCAAUUAGAUGUUAUUGUGAGGGAUUAUAUUGAUCUAGAUAAUCGAAUAAAUUUUCAAAGAACCGCACUUAACACUCUUAAAAUUAAGGAUCUUGUGGAGGAUUAUGAGUCACAAUUGGAUGAUGCUUUAAAAAAGUACGAAUCCAAAUCCGAGAAUGAAAAAUAUUUUCAAAAUGAAAAUUAUAUCGAAUUUCGACAAAAAAUUUGGGAUGUUAACCAUCCUGAUGAAACCAUGCCUCCACUAGAUAAAGAAGCCGAUGAUGAAAUUGUAAUGGGAAAACAAAAAGAAUCUUUAUAUUGUCCGAUUACAACGUUAUUGUUGGAAGAACCAGUUACAAGUAAUGUGUGUAAACAUACAUUUUCAAAAGAUGCCAUCAUGCAGUUAAUAAGGCGUAAUAUGAAUUCUGUCCCAUGCCCAAUGACCGGUUGCGACAAGUACAUUAUGGAACAUAAUCUGCAUCCAAACAAACGAAUAGAACGAAAAGUACAGCAAUAUAAGGCGCAAUCUGAGGAUCCUAUGGAUGAUGUUGAGCUUGUUAUGUCAACUGCUUGUUUAGAGUUAGCAGUAUCUGUAUCUUUUAUAGCUGUAUCUUUCAUUGUGAUAUUGUUGUUUUUGUCGUAUGAUUUUUGCAACAUAAGUUGUUCAAAAAUUCCUUCACUGGUGGAUUUCCAACAUAAUGUUAAUUAUCUGAAAACCACAAUUAUUG
Molecule: messenger RNA, 883 nt
Organism: Dentiscutata heterogama
Lineage: Eukaryota; Fungi; Glomeromycota; Glomeromycetes; Diversisporales; Gigasporaceae
Source: the annotation of a GenBank genome assembly